GGUUGUUGCUUACCAAGAUGAAAUACAAAGUACCGGAGAUAAGCAGAAAUGGCUACGGUAUAUUAGAUUUCAGCAGCGAUGAAGAGGAUAUUGACAAUCCCGUGCGCUUAAAAUCUAUUCUAAAGUCGUCAUCUCGUCCCACUACAAAAACGUCAGCGAGCGAGAAGAGAUAUAUUGACGGCGAUUAUGGUAAAUUAGAUGAAUUGGAGUAUUUUCAGGAUAAUUUUAGAGAUAGCGUUGAUUACAAUGUUCUUAAUAGCUCAUUCACGCGUUCAACUUCAGUGCAACUUGAUAGCGUAGACGAUGAGCUGGAAGCUAUACAAAAGACUAUAUCCAAUAUGCAGCUACAAUCUAAAGCUGAAACGGAGAAGUUAGCCCAGGAUUUUGAGAAACGUAAUAAAAGUCUAUGGAAUGAUAUUGAGUUAUCUAUUAGUAACGCUCAGAAGGAGGCAGACAGAGAGUACCAAGAACAGCAACGUGCUGAAGAGAUUAGAAUACGUAUUGAGCAGGAGAAAGACGAGAAACGUAAACAAGAAGUGAAGAAACAAGAAGAAGAGUUGAAACAACAAAAGCAACAGCGCUCUAGGCAGCUCGAACUGGAGAAAGCAGAAGCAGAUAAGCAGAAGUUUGGCUUAAUAUCAGCCAAGAAUGACUAUGAUCAUUGGUAUAACUUGAUCUUAAACAUAAAGCGUAGUGUAUUACCACAAGUGGCUGAAAAUCCUGCUAUUAAAAAAGCAUGUUCUGCAUCUAAACGUAAAAUUACACCCAAGAUUGGUCAAUUAACCAAUUCAAUAAGUCAAACAUCUAGAAUUACGAAUGAAGUCAAUGAUGUCCUCAACGAACCUAAGCGUUUACAUGGCGAACAAUCUCCCGCCUACCUAUGGCUUCUCAAUCAUCUUUCAAAAUGUCUUAUCCGGCAAGCAGAAGCUGAAGUGUCCGCGAAAAUAACGACGGCUUUCCCAUUAGCUCGACUUGUUGUAUCAUUAGUCGUAGGAGAUCAUCCACAACUAGCUGACGUGCUUAUGGGAAGACUUGUGAAGAAAGCAUGUUGGAUUGUACCUUUCUAUCCACGGAAAUCAGAAGGUGAAACUGAUGAAGCGUAUAAUAAGAGAGUAGGGCGCAAGAACUCGGAAGAGACAACAGUACAAUAUAACGACAGAAUGGGAGGUAUAGCUGCGUUCUAUUUCGCAAUCCUACAAACCCGCUUAACGGCCAACAAUCUCGUACUUACUACGCCAGCUCAAGAUGCUGAUCUCAUUAAUCGUCUACCAGUUCACUUCCGGUUUAGUCAGAGUUGGACAUGGCUUUCACACGCUCUCAGGCCGCCUCUACCUACGCUCAGUACGAUUCCACAACUUCUAGCGACAUUCUUCGAAAUACUCGGCGAACCGUAUAAGCAAGCUUAUGGAAAGCAAGCGGUUAAGGUCCUUCAAUUGAUAAAGAGUAAAAUUGGAGAUGAGAGCAGCUGGGCGAAGAACAGUGAAGCUAAUAUUACACGUAUAAAACUUCUCUUGGAUAAAUGGCAAACUGGUCAGUCGCUCAGUAGUACGGAUGGUAGACUAUGGGAGAACUAGAUUAC
This is a messenger RNA of Wallemia mellicola CBS 633.66, 1579 nucleotides long. RefSeq names its product GLE1-domain-containing protein. The record is from RefSeq and is a predicted model, not a curated record. Gene Ontology annotation, molecular function: translation initiation factor binding; inositol hexakisphosphate binding; phospholipid binding. The transcript has 2 exons. Gene Ontology annotation, biological process: regulation of translational initiation; regulation of translational termination; poly(A)+ mRNA export from nucleus. NCBI's taxonomy places the organism in Eukaryota, Fungi, Basidiomycota, Wallemiomycetes, Wallemiales, Wallemiaceae. The coding region runs from base 18 to 1574 and encodes 518 amino acids. Gene Ontology annotation, cellular component: nuclear pore cytoplasmic filaments; cytoplasm; nuclear pore.